Periconia digitata is the source of this 440-nucleotide messenger RNA. NCBI's taxonomy places the organism in Eukaryota, Fungi, Ascomycota, Dothideomycetes, Pleosporales, Periconiaceae. The record is from the annotation of a GenBank genome assembly.
CAUGUCACACCUCCAAUACUUCAACUACCCCGGAUUCGGCGAACGCUCGCGAAAAGACGUUCAUUACAGCCAAGCAGUACGAGUUGAUAACCGCAUCGAGAUAUCAGGACAAGGCGGCUGGGAUCCGACAACCGAAGCAAUCCCGACCACCCUCUCCGCUGAACUCGAACAAGCCUUCUCGAAUGUCGCGCUUGCGCUCACGACCGCGGGUGGAAAAGGCUGGGAGCAAGUGUAUAAAGUGCGCAUGUAUAUUGUGGUGAAUGAAGGCGAUAGUAAGGAGUGGGGAGAGGCGUUGGGAUUGGCGGCGGAGGCUUUGAGAAGGUGGUGUCCGGACCAUGCGCCGAUUCUCACGGGGGUGGGGGUGAAGGGGUUGGCGCUUGAGGGUAUGAGGGUUGAAAUUGAAGCGGUGGCGCAUCUAGGGUGAUUUGAAGCGCCGACGU